AUGUCUAGCUCCUCAAACAACAACUACACUGGGCAAGACCAGCCAGUGGCCGCUUAUCCAAACUCUAGCGCACUAGAAAGCUCUAGUGCUCAAAUUAAUGAGAAGUUGCACAACCAACUCGUCAAAAGCGUGAAAGAGAGUGUUGCUGAUUUUAAGUUGAAAUUAAAAGCCCAGUCUUCUGAGCAACCAAAACCAUAUACUCGAAGGCCCACCACUCCGGCUGGUCAAUCAACUGCAGUGCGUUUCAAACUGCCGGAAGCUUUUGAUUGGGAUAAUCUUGACGUUGCGAAGAGAGAGAGAGAGAGAGAGAGAGAGAGGAGAGAGAGAGAGAGAGAGAGGGAGAAGGUGUCGACUGUUUUGGUGCCCCCAGAGGCAAACCAGAAUCCAAAUACUCAGACCGAACGGAAGUUCUCUUUCUCUCAAAGACUUGGAGGCUGGAGUAUUGUGCGGACAAGGAGAGAGAAUGGAAGAAAUUCUGACAUGUGUUACCGGCAUGAAGGAGCAAAAUGGACCUUUCGAUCUAUUCGUGAAGUCGUCAGAUAUAUCAUGUACGAAGAAGACCCAGCCAAGAAGAAAGGAAAAGAAGAGGAACAAGGCGAAGAUGGGUCUGAGAGUAAGAGGAGUCGAAAGACGAACCUUAAUCAUUAUAAUGAUAGCGGAGUUAAGAAGUCUCCUCCAAGCAAUAUGGAAAUGGGCGGCCCCGGUCACGGGAUGAAUAAUAUUACAACUCAUGAUGUUCCAAUGAUCGAUGAUCAAGAGUUGUGGGCCAAUGCACCCUUCACAACUGAUGAUGGUCCAACGGUUGCAGAUGGUCAAACCAUCUGGGAUGAUCUAUAUCUUCUUUUGAAGUGUCCUCCAUCCCCGUAA
Prunus armeniaca (apricot) is the source of this 867-nucleotide messenger RNA. The record is from the annotation of a GenBank genome assembly. NCBI's taxonomy places the organism in Eukaryota, Viridiplantae, Streptophyta, Magnoliopsida, Rosales, Rosaceae.